CCGGAGUCUGGCAUCCGCGUCGCGAGUCGCCAAACCAAACCCACCGCCCUUAUAAAGACACCUUCCCCUUUCCCGUCGCCCUCCUCUGCCCUGCUCGAGCUCCCCUUCCGCGCUCCCUACCCACAAGCCUUUCCGCAGGUGCGCCGCCUCUGCGAGGUGGGGUGACUCCGUGAAUGGGUGACCUGGGAGGAGGAGACUGGCGGGAGGCGGUGGCCGAGAAGGGGUUGGCGGAAGCCGACGGCGGGCCCGACCAUCUGGUGAUCAUGGUCCACGGGAUCGUCGGGAGCACAGCAGAUUGGAAGUUUGGAGCUGAGCAGUUUGGUAAACUGCUCUCAGACAAAGUUAUAGUUCAUUGUAGCAACCGCAACAUGCACAAGCUCACUUUAGAUGGUGUUGAUGUGAUGGGUGAACGAUUGGCACAAGAGGUUAUUGAAGAAAUCAACAGAAGACCGUAUAUCAAAAAGAUAUCUUUUGUUGCACACUCUGUUGGAGGAUUGGUUGCUAGAUAUGCUAUUGGAAGACUUUAUAAACCACCUAAACGAACAUCAGAAAAUACUCCACAAACUCUGGAUGACAACAAUAUAGGUACCAUACAUGGACUUGAGGCAGUGAACUUUAUAACAGUUGCGUCACCGCAUCUUGGUUCCAGAGGAAAUAAGCAGGUUCCUUUCCUUUUUGGAGUUACUGCAAUUGAAAAUUUUGCAUGCUACAUCAUUCAUUUGAUAUUUGGAAGAACUGGCAAACACCUCUUUCUUACUGACAAUGAUGAUGGAAAGCCUCCAUUGCUACAACGGAUGGUGGACAAUUGGGGUGACCUGCAAUUCAUGUCUGCUUUGCAAGCAUUUAGGCGGCGUGUUGCAUACUCCAAUGUUGGUCAUGAUCAUAUUGUUGGGUGGAGAACAUCAUCUAUCAGAAAAGAUUCUGAACUACCCAAGUGGGUUGAUUCAACCAACAAGAUUUACCCGCAUAUUGUAUAUGAGGAACUAUCCAAAGCAGAAGCUCCUGAUCAAUGUGCUGACACAGAUAACUGCACACUAGAAGAACACCUUUUACAAGGACUUAAGCGCGUUUCAUGGGAAAAGGUGGAUGUUAGUUUCCACAAUAGUAAAGUAAGAUCUGCAGCACAUAGUGUGAUUCAGGUAAAAGAUCCUGUGAUGCAUAGCGAAGGUGCCGACGUCAUACAGCAUAUGAUUGACCAAUUUAUUCUAUAGUAAAAGCCCUGGUCUUUGGAAACAGACCUGGACCAGGAUACGUCAUUUGCUAACUGCGGGCUGAGUCACCAGCCUGGUGAGCACGUUUAUGGAAAUCCCAGGUAUAAGACUUAGUCUCUGAAUGGUGGAUCAGGUAUAUAGUUAUAGAGGGUGGAAACACGUGCGCAUGCCUGUUGGUUCAUUUAGUCAUAUGUGAUCAUAUACAUGUUGUACGGUGCAUGUAACUUUAGUACUAUCCUUGUCAUUGUAAAUGUUCAUUUAUU
Messenger RNA from Zea mays, 1474 nucleotides. RefSeq lists its product as uncharacterized. The coding region runs from base 174 to 1211 and encodes 345 amino acids. Gene Ontology annotation, biological process: lipid metabolic process. Lineage: Eukaryota; Viridiplantae; Streptophyta; Magnoliopsida; Poales; Poaceae. The transcript has 10 exons. The record is from RefSeq and is marked validated.